UCCAGGGGGCUGGUGUCAGGGACAGGUGAGGGUGGGAGGGGAAAGGACAGGUGUGACAGGCUGGGGAAGGAGGAGGAGAGAGCUGGGAGUGAGGGGGGAGAGCAGGCAGCUUCCUGCAGACAGAGCCCACCCAGACACCAGGGAGAUCAGAGGACAGACCCUGAGCCCCCCCAGUAAUCCCAGGGACAUCUGUCACCAUCAGCAGCCGUCGUUUGGUUGCGUCAGACGCCCUCCGACCAAGCUCGGGGAGCAGGAACCUACUGUGCUGAUCUGGGCCACCAAAAAACUGUGAGCGAAGACGAACAGACCAAAAGAACGAGGGAGCAAGGAGGACGAGGCUGACACCCCAGGUGACGAUGGCUAGCUCAGAAGACGAGCUGAUUGGGAUACCAUUCCCGGAACACAGCAGUGAUCUCUUGAGCAGCUUGAAUGAACAGCGGCAUCGUGGUGUACUGUGUGACAUCACUAUUAAGACACGGGGCCUCGAGUACCGCACCCACCGCGCAGUUCUAGCAGCUUGCAGCCAUUACUUCCGCAAACUCUUCACAGGCAUUCAUCCCGGAGCUCCUUUUCGGGACGUAUGUCAGCUGGACUUCCUAAAACCCGAUGCACUGGGGGCCUUGCUGGACUUUGCUUACACAGCCACCUUGACAAUCAGCAAUGCCAACAUGCGAGAUGUUCUGCAUGCUGCCCGCCUUUUGGAAAUCCCAUGUGUGGUAGACGCUUGUGUGGAAAUACUACAGUGUAAUGGGGACCGCGAGGUGUUGGGAGGAGAUGCCGAAGAUCUGGAAGGAUUUCUACGUGCCCGACAAUACUUAGAAUGUUUUAUGCUGCAGGAAAAUGGAGAAGACACCACUCCCCCACCGGAGACCAACUGCUCCCCACAUUCUCUUUCCACAGAUUUACCGCAGAAAUCAUUGCAGCUUAUUCCACGCCGCCGAAGAAAGAAGUUCUUGCAGGUGAAGCCCAGUAGCCGAAUGCCGAAUGGGAGUCCGUAUCGUAUGAUAGAAGAUAUAAAAGAAAGGGCAGUCAGCCCCCAAGAAGCUGCCUCACCUCAAGAGUUUCCUCCUCCUGAAAGCAAUCUCUCAUAUGAAAGGUACGCAACAGACAACCCACCAAUCUUCAUUCCACCCUCUCCUCCUGACGAGAUCCUGUCUGACGAGGAACCUUCGGAUGUGAGUUUUCUGCACCAGAUGGAUUCCGAGAACCUGGACCUGGCUGCUUCUUCCCUGGAUGGAUCUGAUAAGUUGGUACGGAAGAGGAGGUCACAGAUGCCCCAGGAGUGCCCUGUGUGCCACAAAAUAAUCCAUGGAGCAGGCAAAUUACCACGCCACAUGCGCACCCACACCGGGGAAAAACCGUUCGUGUGCCAGGUCUGCGGAGUAAGGUUUACCAGAAACGACAAGUUGAAGAUUCACAUGAGGAAGCACACAGGGGAGCGGCCGUACUGCUGUGAGCACUGUAGCGCUCGCUUCUUGCACAGCUACGAUCUAAAGAAUCACAUGCACCUCCACACAGGUGACCGCCCCUACGAGUGCUCGCUGUGUCACAAGGCAUUUGCCAAGGAAGACCAUCUGCAACGUCACAUGAAGGGGCAAAAUUGCCUAGAGGUUCGCACCCGUCGCAGACGCAAAGAGGAACCUCCUCAACAACUCCUACUCCCUGCCACUGGCCUCGACCUCUCCAAUGGGAAGAUUGAUGACCUGCGUCUCUCUAUGAUCCGCUACUUCGGCAUUCCGCGGGCUCACCCUGGGGAAAGGAGCCCGGAGCAGCCCCUGAUUUUGGAUGCCUCAUAGUCUUCAUCCAGGCAACCCUUGGUUCACACCCUGGAAAUGGGUGGAAGUUUGAGUGAUUUUUAGUCCAUUGCAGCACUUCUGCUAAAUCCCGCCACAGAAGUCUCCUCGACCUCCCCACUGCUCCCCAAAAUAUCUGUUGGGGGGCUCUUUUUCACCUAUUCCCCAGCCUGCAACUGUUGUGUGAGCAAUUCCACACUCCCUAUCAAACUCGUUACACCCUGGAACUGACUUUAAAGGUUUGGGGCCCCUCAUGGGCCUUGAAGGGGACUUUUGGAGGAAGGGGGACGGAGGGGCGUUUUUCCUAAGCCUCAGGGAUCAUUAAAUUCAGCCUCUCCCAGACGAGGCGUAUCUUUCCAAAUGCGCUACUCCUUACCUAGGAUAAGAUAUUGAUAAUUACUAUUUUUUAUUG
Molecule: messenger RNA, 2205 nt
Organism: Pelobates fuscus (common spadefoot toad)
Lineage: Eukaryota; Metazoa; Chordata; Amphibia; Anura; Pelobatidae
Gene: ZBTB7B
Product: zinc finger and BTB domain containing 7B
Exons: 4
Coding region: 357-1796 (479 amino acids)
Biological process (GO): positive regulation of gene expression; regulation of transcription by RNA polymerase II
Molecular function (GO): RNA polymerase II cis-regulatory region sequence-specific DNA binding; protein binding; DNA-binding transcription factor activity, RNA polymerase II-specific
Source: RefSeq, a predicted model, not a curated record